Messenger RNA from Chanos chanos (milkfish), 4626 nucleotides. It is a transcript of the gene diaph1, whose product is annotated as diaphanous related formin 1. The coding region runs from base 650 to 4384 and encodes 1244 amino acids. Gene Ontology annotation, cellular component: actin filament. Gene Ontology annotation, biological process: actin filament polymerization; actin cytoskeleton organization. Lineage: Eukaryota; Metazoa; Chordata; Actinopteri; Gonorynchiformes; Chanidae. Gene Ontology annotation, molecular function: actin binding; small GTPase binding. The transcript is spliced from 29 exons. The record is from RefSeq and is a predicted model, not a curated record.
CGUGUGGAAGUCACCAUCGCUCGAAAGAGACGGAAUCUUCCCAAAAUUAUGGAAAUUAUUAUGAUAUGGCCUGCACCGUCAAGAUAGAGAACGGAUUACACUGUACGGGUUGAUUCGCCACAAUCUGACGGACCUAAAGAAUUAGGUAGAACCGAAAUUUGUUCAAAGUGUUUGUGUGGGACACAUACACACACUCACUGCAGUAGCGAGAAGUAGCAAGUCAAACUCAGGAGAUUAUGAGGAAACAUUUAAUAGGCGCUUUCAGACGAAGUUUAGUCGGUUCUUUUUGCUGAUAUGGUGGCAUUUUACACAAUAUAAACGUGGAUUUAGAGUAGUCUGGGAUCUGGAGAAACACGGACUUUUUAUCUGGGGGUUCAAAUUCAAAUUUCCCUCCUUUUUUAAAUCCAGGGACACUGAUGUGAGUUGGAAUUCACUUUAGCCAGUUAGCUAACCUCUUUGGCAAUAUCAUUUAGGUCUCGGGGUGAAAAUCCACACAAAUGUUCCCACGGGGACCAAAAGGGAAACCUUUGUGUGAUUACUUCUGAUUUUGUUUGUAAAAAAAAAAUCACACUCACUUAGAGAUAUCAUAGUUUUAGGGGGAGAUUUAACAUUUUGCUUAUUAGGGAAAUAACGAUACUGGAAACGCAGCAUGGAUCCACAAUCCGGGAAUUCAGCAUCUGCCGGUGUUUCUAAAAGUGGCAAAGAUAAGAAAUCGAAGAAAACUUACGAGGAUGGGGACAGCAAGAAGAAAUUCACCCUCAAAAGAUUGUUCCCCGACGAGCUGGAGAGGUUCACCAGCAUGCGGAUGAAGAAGGAGAAAGAGAAGGGCGCGGUGCCUUCGCACAGACACUCGACUGCCGCUCAGUAUGAGCUCUCGGGUCAGAGCGCCAUGAUGCAGGAGUACACGGAUGAGUACGUCCUCGAGCUCUUCGAACAGAUGCUGGUGGAUAUGAAUCUAAAUGAGGAGAAACAGCAGCCCCUGAGACAGAAGGACAUAAGUAUUAAGAGAGAGAUGGUGUCUCAGUACCUACACACGUCAAAAUCAGGCCAGAGCCAGAAGGAGAGCUCUAGGUCUGCGGUGAUGUAUAUUCAAGAGCUGAAGAACGAUCUCAGAGAAGCACAGCUGUUGAGUUGUCUGGAGUCCCUGCGUGUGUCCCUAAACAAUAACCCAGUCAGCUGGGUUCAGACUUUUGGAGAUGAAGGGUUGGCUCUGCUGCUGAACUUUUUAAAGAAACUCCAGGAAGACAAAGAUGAAUACUCAAACCAGGGCAUUGGGGUCAAAUGUCAACACGAGAUCAUCCGCUGCCUAAAAGCUUUCAUGAACAAUAAGUAUGGUCUGAAAGCCAUGCUGGUGUCAGAUGAAGGCAUUCCUCUGCUGGUCCGUGCUAUGAAUCCCAGAGUUCCUCACAUGAUGGUGGAUGCAGUUAAACUGCUCUCUGCUAUCUGCAUUCUAGAGCAUCCUGAGAACCUACAUGAGCGUGUGUUGGAGUCGAUCACUGAGCUAGCAGAGGAGCGGGAUAUUGAGAGAUUUCAACUUCUGAUUUCAGGGAUGCAGAAGUCCAACAUUGCACUCAAGGGUGGCUGUAUGCAGUUGAUAAAUGCUCUGAUCAGUCGAGGGGAGGAGCUGGAUUUCAGAAUCCACAUCCGCUCUGAGUUGAUGCGACUGGGCCUUCGAGACCUACUGAAUGAUGUGAUGUCUAUAGAGAAUGAGGAACUGCGGGUGCAGCUCCAGGUGUUUACUGAGCAGGCGGAGGAAGACUCUGAAGACCUUAAGGCCCGGCUAGAUGACAUACGUUUGGAGAUGGACGAUUUGUCGGAGGUGUUCCAGAUAGUCAUGAAUACGGUGAAAGACUCAAAAGCCGAAACUCACUUCCUGUCUCUCAUGCAGCACCUGCUACUCGUGCGUAACGACUACAUGGUCAGACCGCAGUACUAUAAGUUGAUAGAUGAAUGUAUUGCUCAGAUUGUUUUACGGAAGAAUGGAUGUGAUCCAGACUUUAAGUGCAAGAACCUGCAGUUGGACAUUGAAGGACUGAUAGAUAACAUGGUGGACCAGACCAAAGUGGAGAUGAGUGAAGCCAAGGCUAUUGAACUGGAGAAAAAGCUGGACACUGAGGUGACUGCACGUCAUGAGCUGAUGGCGGGGAUGAAGAAGGUUGAGACAGACUAUGAGCAGCGCGUUCAGGAACUCAGCACAGAGAAAGAAAAGAUCAGCAACGAGAAGCAGGAGAAAGAGAAAGAAAACCAAGGAUUAAAAAAUGACAUCAGUGAACUCAAGGAGACGAUAGAAAAGCUGUCUAAAGAUCUCGAGGAGGCAAAGAAUAAAGUGGUCACUGUCACCGUCCCCGUGCCUGUAAAUCCACCUCCCGCUCCUCCACCUCCGCCUCCCCAAUUAGGACAGGGCGCUCCUCCUCCCGGGCCUCCUCCACCCCCCAUGCCCGCUUGCAUGCCAAGUGGCCCCAGUGACCCAAAAAUGCCCCCACCACCUCCGCCACCACCUCUGCCAGGCAUGCCUCCUCCCCCACCUGCGCCGCCUUUGCCUGGAAUGCCGGGACCUCCUCCUCCACCUCCUUUGCCUGGGAUGCCAGGGCCUCCUCCUCCACCUCCUUUACCUGGUAUGCCUGGUCCUCCUCCUCCACCUCCUCUCCCAGGAAUGCCAUGCCCCCCACCCCCUCCACCUUUACCUGGUGGUCCAGGUAUGCCCCCACCUCCUCCACCCCUGCCCGGUGGUCCUGGAAUACCACCUCCACCCCCCGGCAUGCCUGGCAUGCCACCUCCACCCCCAGGUGGAUUUGGAGGGUGGGCCUCUGCACCUCCCGCAUUGCCUUUUGGACUUCAACCCAAAAAAGAGUACAAACCAGAGGUCCAGUUAAAGAGAGCUAACUGGAAUAAGAUCGCACCAGAUGCUUUGUCUGAAGACAGUUUCUGGACCAAAGCUAAAGAAGAUCGUUACGAAAGCAAGGAACUCUUCGCCAAACUCACCCUAGCCUUCUCCUCACAGACCAAGACAGAGAAGAGUAAAAAAGAGCAGGAUGGAGCAGACGAGAAAAAAAUGGCUCAGAAGAAGAAGGCAAAGGAACUGAAGAUUCUGGACUCCAAAACCUCCCAGAACCUCUCUAUCUUCCUGGGGUCCUUCAGGAUGCCCUAUGAAGAGAUUAAAAAUGUCAUCCUGGAGGUCAAUGAGUCUGUUCUCACUGAAAACAUAGUGCAGAGUAUGAUAAAGUUGUUGCCGGAGCCAGACAUCCUGAGUCAGUUGGCAGAGAUGAAAGACGAGUAUGAUGACCUGGCUGAGUCUGAACAGUUUGGAGUAGUGAUCAGUUCGGUGAAGCGGCUGAAGUCUCGCUUGAACGCAAUCCUGUUUAAACUGCAGUUUGAAGAGCAGAUCAAUAACGUGAAACCCGAUAUCGUCGCUGUGACUGCGGCGUGUGAAGAAAUGAAAAACAGUGAAAAUUUCUCGAAACUACUGGAGCUCAUUCUGCUGAUUGGAAACUACAUGAACGCAGGAUCACGCAAUGCCAAAUCGUUUGGCUUCGGCAUCAACUACCUCUGCAAGCUGAGGGACACUAAGUCAGCGGAUCAGAAACAGACUCUGCUCCACUUCCUGGCUGAGACGUGUCAGGAGAAGUACCCUGAGGUCAUGAAUUUCACCAAGGAUCUCACCCACGUAGAGAAGGCCAGCAGGGUUUCUGCGGAGAUGUUGCAGAAGAACCUGGCUCAGAUGGGCAAGCAGAUCCAGGAUUUGGAGAAGGACGUGGAGACUUUCCCCCCACCUCAGAAUGACAAAGACAAAUUCACAGAAAAAAUGACUAGUUUUGUGGGCCAGGCGCGAGAGCAGUAUGAGAAACUGCAGCUGAUGUAUGAGAACAUGGAGAAACAGUACGAAGGACUGGGCAAGUAUUUUGUCUUUGAUCCUAAAAAGGUGACCCCAGAGGAGCUCUUCGCUGACCUCAACAACUUCAGAAAUAUGUUCCAGCAAGCGGUGGUAGAGAAUCAGAAACGGAAAGAAUCGGAGGAGAAGAUGCGCAAGGCCAAGCUGGCCAGAGAGAAGGCCGAAAAAGAGAAAGAGGAGAGACAAAAGAAGAAUCAACUGCUGGACAUCAACGCAGAGGGAGAUGAGACCGGUAUCAUGGAUGGCCUGUUGGAGGCGCUGCAGUCUGGAGCCGCGUUCAGGAGAAAGAGAGGACCCAGACAAGCAGCCAUUCGAAGAGCUGGCAAUGCAGUGACCAACAUUCUGGCCAAGGAGCUGCUACAGGAAGAUCCCUCACCUACGAGUGUCAAGCCCAAAAAGACCCGACUAGACAGUGAGGCCAAGAAAGGGGAGCUUUUGGACGAGGCAGGAUCACUGGAGGACCUCUUAGAUGCCACCCCUUCCCGCUCCAAUUAGGCCGCUCUCUCUCCUGGCCACGCCCCUCGUGGUUUAAUUGGACCGGGGGAUUUAGACAGACCCUUACGAGGGGCCAAAUUGUGGGGGCAGGGCUCUCACAUAACCACGCCUCCAUCUAAAAUGAUUAAGAAUGAUUAAGACUGUCCACACUGGUCUUGGCCACCCUGAAGGAGAAGCUUUAACUCAGGAGUGCCUUGUCUUCUAUCAUGCACUUAUGUGCUGUCGUACUGCACUUCUUCUCA